Verticillium nonalfalfae is the source of this 1185-nucleotide messenger RNA. RefSeq names its product Obg-like ATPase (gene OLA1). Gene Ontology annotation, molecular function: ATP hydrolysis activity; GTP binding; ATP binding. The transcript has 4 exons. NCBI's taxonomy places the organism in Eukaryota, Fungi, Ascomycota, Sordariomycetes, Glomerellales, Plectosphaerellaceae. Gene Ontology annotation, cellular component: cytoplasm. The record is from RefSeq and is a predicted model, not a curated record. The coding region runs from base 1 to 1185 and encodes 394 amino acids.
AUGCCUCCCAAGAAGCAGGUUGAGGAGAAGAAGAUUCCCCUCGGCCGCCCUGGCAACAGUCUGAAGAGUGGAAUUGUCGGCCUUGCCAACGUCGGCAAAUCCACCCUCUUCCAGGCCAUCACCAAGUGCAACCUCGGCAACCCUGCUAACUUCCCCUACGCCACCAUCGACCCCGAGGAGGCCCGUGUCAUCGUCCCCGAUGCGCGCUACGACUGGCUGUGCGAGAAGUACAACCCCAAGUCUCGUGUCCCCGCCAACUUGACCGUCUAUGACAUCGCCGGUCUGACCCGCGGUGCCUCGACCGGUGCUGGUCUCGGCAACGCCUUCCUGUCCCACAUUCGUGCCGUCGAUGCCAUCUUCCAGGUGGUGCGCUCCUUCGACGAUGCUGAGAUUAUUCACGUCGAGGGUGACGUCAACCCCACGCGUGAUCUGGACAUCAUCAGCGAGGAGCUCCGAUUGAAAGAUAUCGAGUUCGUCGAGAAGGCUCUGGAGGCCCAGAAGAAGAAGACUCGCUCUGGCGGCCAGAGUCUCGAGAUGAAGAAGAUGAUUGCCGAGCAGGACACCAUCCAGAAGAUCAUCGACUGGCUGAAGGACGGCAAGGAUGUCCGAAAGGGCAACUGGUCCCCCAAGGAGGUCGAGGUCAUCAACCCUCUCUUCCUCCUGACGGCCAAGCCUGUCGUCUACCUCGUCAACCUCUCCGAGCGUGACUAUGUCCGCAAGAAGAACAAGCAUCUCCCCAAGAUCGCCGAGUGGAUCAAGGAGAACGCCACUGGCGACCCCAUCAUCCCCAUCUCCGUUGCCUACGAGGAGCGCCUCAGCCGCUUCGAGACUGAGGAGGAGUCCCUCGAGGAGCAGAAGAAGGUCGGUGCUGACUCGGCCCUUCCCAAGCUCGUCAUCCAGAUGCGCAAGUCUCUCGACCUCGGCAGCUUCUUCACGACCGGCACGGACGAGGUCAGGCAAUGGACCCUGCGCAACGGCACCAAGGCCCCUGGCGCCGCCGGUGUUAUUCACACCGACUUUGAGAAGACGUUCAUCCAGGCCCUCGUCUACAACUUCUCCGUGCUGAAGGAGCUCGGAGACGAGUCCGAGGUCAAGGCCAAGGGCAAGGUCAUGACCAAGGGCAAGGAUUACGUCGUUGAGGAUGGUGACAUUUUGCUCAUCAAGGCCGGCGCGGCCAAGGCGUAG